Messenger RNA from Hibiscus syriacus, 3190 nucleotides. RefSeq names its product protein LONGIFOLIA 1-like. The transcript is spliced from 5 exons. Gene Ontology annotation, biological process: regulation of monopolar cell growth. The coding region runs from base 205 to 3081 and encodes 958 amino acids. NCBI's taxonomy places the organism in Eukaryota, Viridiplantae, Streptophyta, Magnoliopsida, Malvales, Malvaceae. The record is from RefSeq and is a predicted model, not a curated record.
UUGAUGACUAUCUAGGAUAUAAUUCCCUCUAUUGCAAAACAGCAUUUCAUGGUUUCUGACUAUACAUGUAUAUGUAUAUAUAUAUAUUUUAUGUACAUUUUGAGUUCCUCUUUAUCGUUUGUUCCUAGGGGGUAAUAAAAAAGAGACAUUGAAACUCCCUAGAGAUUGUUUGGAAGCUGAGAAAGUUGAGGAGAGAAAGUGAACAUGUCUGCAAAGUUUGUAUACUCUUUAUCAGAUGAAAACCCAGAUCUGCAGAAGCAAAUUGGGUGCAUGAAUGGACUGUUUCAGCUAUUUGACCGCCAUCAUUUCCUUGCUAAAAGGCUUCCACCACCAGGUCAAAAUAGCAAGCAAGGAGCAAAGCCCACGAUUGCUUCAGAAAAGAUGCAGAAGGUCAAGGAGAAUAACAUGAAGAAGACAUUGAAGGAUAAACAAAGAUUCUCCUUUGAAUCCCCAAGAACCUCUUCCUCUUCCUCUUGUUCUUCUACCUUUUCAUCUGCUGACUGCAGCAAAGCAUCACAAACCAACCGAUCUUCAAUGAGCCAAACCGCCUUCCUGGAGACUGCAAGGCCGGAAAUUGCCAAUUGUCUACACUCCGUUGAUCUCCGUGACGUGGUUAAAGAUUCCAUAAACAGAGAGGUCCAUGGAUUAUCAAUUAAAGCAUCUACCAAUUUGGGAGCAGGGAAGCAUCAGAAGUAUGCACACAUCGAUUCGCCGAGGCCUUUGCAGCCACCAAAACCUGCAAAGACCAGGAACAUCAAUGUUGAUGAAUCGAGUCCUGUUCUUCCUAAGCUUCAAGAUGUUCCUGCGAUGUCCUACGAAUGCACACAGAGAGAUGCUCGUCGGUUCUCGUACGAUGAGAGGGAUGCACUUAACAAUAAGCUUCAAGAUCUCCCGAGGUUAUCAUUAGAUAGCAGGAAAGAACCUAGAAGCUGCCAUGGACAGUCUAGUAUCGUAGCCAAGUUAAUGGGGUUGGAAGCAUUUCCAAGCCCCAUGCUAACCAGUGCGAAUCAAAGUCGACCGAUCAAUACUAGUCAAGACUUGAAAGAUGAUCCCGUCUCAUACUCGUCAAGAAUUUACGAGAACAGGAAGAAUUGGAUUUCCGGUUCGCCGAGAAGUUCGAAAACAGAACCAAGCUCACCCCAUUUGACUAAUACGACCUCAAAGAAACUGGCUGCAUCUAAAUGUCCAAUUGAACCAGCACCAUGGAAGCAGCAGGAUGGAAGCAAGGGUCAAACGUCUGUUUCGAAGCAUAGAGAAACUCCGAUGAAAGCCACAAACUCAUCUCUAACUGUUUUCAGAGAAAUCGAGAAAAGCUUGGCAGAACUCGAAUUCAAAAAGUCGGGAAAGGAUCUCAGAGCAAUGCAGAAGCAUAAACAGAUAUUAGAGACCAGAGAAGAAGGCCAAGCUUCAAAUUUUGUAUCUCAUACAAACAGCAUCGUUGGUGUGUGCUCGGAAGCACCAAAUUUGAGAAAGCUACAAAGUAGCAAUGCAGUUUCAGCAACAGUUAAGGGAACUAGUUCUCCAACACGCCUUAGAUCCCCUAGCACCGUAGUAAAACCAGACAAAAUUAUGGAAAAUGCCAGCAAUUGUACUUCACCGGUACGUAGGUUAAGAAAGCUUCGUUUGAUCAGCCCCGCAGAUAACAGAGCGGUCGACAAGCGAUCAUAUAAGGAUUUGACUCCAAGGCCUAAUUAUCCUAGGGAGCCUUCUAUUCGACUCCACUUGAUGGAUAAGGGCACUGCCAGAACUCCAAAAUUCAACCAAACUUCAAAAGAGCCGUUUCCUACUGCUCAAGAAAAUCCUAAACUGGCAAUGACUUCAGAAACCUCACGCCUUAAACUGCAGAAGAAGAGGCUUGAAUCGGGAAGGCAGUCUCAUUGCACCAGUCCAGCAUCGGCUAGGGGCAGAAGCAGAAGGCAAUCAAGCAGGCUACAAUCAGAACCAGGCUUCCCACAUCGAAAACCGAGGCAUAAAUCUCACAAUUUGCAGAGAAGUGAUGACCAAUCAAGUGAUAUCGGUAGUGAUAUGAGAGAUCGGAGUCAGCAGGGAGAUGCUAGUUCAAUGAGAUCUGAGAGCAAUAUGAGUGCAGCCUCCUAUGGUAACAUUGACGUCACAAGUGCUGACAGAUCCCAAAAACACGAAAAUAGGCAGAUUAAUACAACAGCAAGAUCUAGCAAAGGUGAUUCAGCAGCCGAACCUCCAAGAACUGUGCCGGAACAACCUAGUCCGGUCUCCAUUUUAGAUGCCACAUUUUAUGGAGGCGAAACACCGUCUCCUGUGAAGAAAAGAACAUAUGUUUUUAAAGAUGAUGAGGGUCUUAUCCCUGAUGAAGAAGACUGGAGUCCUACCUGUCUCAGAUUCACUACGGAUUACCCGAAAGAAGAAAACAUCCAGCACUUGGUUCAGAAAGUUGUGAACUUGGGUUCUAUCCGUGAGUGGUCAACUAUCAAUGAAAUUGCACCUGUUUGCAACAGUCCAAAUGCAGACAAUAAAUACAUUGUAGAAGUACUAUUGGCAUCAGGUCUCCUCGACGAACCGGACUCCAGCUUCAUGGCCUACUGCCGUCAUCCGCUGGAUCAUCUGAUCAAUCCCAAAUUGUUUGUUUCCCUAGAAAAAACCAAGGCAAGCAUUAGGCUUGUAGAGGGAAAGCACAUUGGCAGAAAGGUCAAAGAAUCCGAGCUCAUUGAGAAGAACCACAGGAAGCUUAUAUUCGAUGCAGUUGACGAAAUCCUACUCAGAAAAUUUGUGAAGGAAGGCUCUUACAACCAGUGGCACUCCCCAGCAGACGAGGGAACACCGAAAAGACAGCAGCUUGUGAGAGACUUAUGUUCAGAACUAGACAAAAUACAAACUGCACCAAAUAUAAGCUUGGAAGAUGAUGAUAACACUCUGAAAAUCAUCUUAUGGGGAGAAUUAACAGGAUCAAUGGAGUGGACCGAAUGCAGAAUUGAAAUUCCAUGUGUGGGUCUAGAUGUGGAGAGGUUGAUCUUCAAAGACUUAAUAUGUGAAAUUAUCAGUGGUGAAGGACCAAACACACGAGUGCACCCUGGUGGACAUUAUAGACGACUGUUGUUGAACUAGGACUUGGGAUUAUGUUUUUUGUAAUUCUUGGGGACUUGGGGUGAAGGGGAAACACCAGAUAGGAUUAUAAUGUACCUCAAAAUUUCUUCUCUUUUUUCUUCUUUCCUAA